Molecule: messenger RNA, 1711 nt
Organism: Perognathus longimembris pacificus (Pacific pocket mouse)
Lineage: Eukaryota; Metazoa; Chordata; Mammalia; Rodentia; Heteromyidae
Gene: Hoxd1
Product: homeobox D1
Exons: 2
Coding region: 1-984 (327 amino acids)
Biological process (GO): regulation of transcription by RNA polymerase II
Cellular component (GO): nucleus
Molecular function (GO): DNA-binding transcription factor activity, RNA polymerase II-specific; RNA polymerase II cis-regulatory region sequence-specific DNA binding
Source: RefSeq, a predicted model, not a curated record
AUGAGUUCCUACCUGGAGUAUGUGUCGUGCGGCGGCGGCCGAGUCGGAGGCGAAGUGCUCAGCUUCGCACCCAAGUUCUGCCGCGCCGACGCCCGACCCGUGGCCCUCCAACCUGCCUUCCCCCUGGGCAGCGGCGACGGCGCCUUCGUCAGCUGCCUGCCCCUCACCGCCGCCCGCCCCGCGCCUUCCUCCCCACCCGCCCCUUCGCAGCCCUCCGCACCGCCCCCGGCCGCGCCCCGGUACGCGUCGUGCACCCUGGAAGGGGCCUACGAUCGGGGCGCCGCACCUGCCGCGGCGGCGGGCGGCGCGGACUAUGGUUUCCUGGGGUCUGGGCCGGUGUAUGACUUUCCGGGAGCGCUCGGGAGACCCACCGACGACGGAGGGGCGCACGUCCACUAUGCCACCUCGGCGGUCUUCUCCAGCGGCGGCUCCUUCCUGCUGAGUGGCCAGGUGGACUACGCAGCCUUCGGCGAGCCGGGCUCCUUUCCGGCGUGUCUCAAAGAGCCAGCCGAUGGCCACCCCGGAGCCUUCCAGACUGCAUCGCCGGCCCCCGGCGCCUAUCCCAAGUCCGUGUCUCCCACGCCCGGCCUCCCCACCGCCUUCAGCACGUUCGAAUGGAUGAAAGUGAAGAGGAACGCCCCGAAGAAAAGCAAACUCGUCGAGUGUGGAGCCUCCAGCCCCUCCAGCGCUAUCCGUACGAAUUUCAGCACCAAGCAACUGACAGAACUAGAGAAAGAGUUUCAUUUCAAUAAAUACUUAACUCGAGCCCGGCGCAUGGAGAUAGCCAACUGCUUGCAGCUAAAUGACACUCAAGUCAAAAUCUGGUUCCAAAAUCGCAGGAUGAAACAGAAGAAAAGGGAACGCGAAGGUCUUCUGGCCACAGCCACCGCUGUGGCCUCCCUCCAACUUCCCCUCUCAGGAACAAGCCCUGCCAAGUCUGGCAGGAACCUGGGAAGCCCUUCUCAGGCCCAAGAACCUUCCUGAGGUCCGCCUUCGAGACAGAGGAACUUUGGCCUGCAGAAAUCACAGGCGACCCCACACUCUAUACAGAUUUAGGAACUGUUUGAGAUGAAGGUGGGCCUAGGCAGAAAUCCAUAGGGAUUUUACUUUGGAAAGGAAAAAUCUUAGUUGUUUUCUGAGUUCCAGGCUGUGUGUGUACAAAUAUGUUUGCUAUCUCUUAAGCCACUUGUUUCAGUAUUAUUUGUGUCUUAUCAAGCAAAAGGUGCCCAGUUGCCGGCCUAGCUCUACAAUAUGUUGCCUAGCUUAAGUCAUAUGCAAUUCUUGGGUGCAGAGUGGCAAGCCAUUUAGUUCAGUUCUGUCCACCCUGGAAUGUGAUGAAAAGAGCACCUGCCCAAGUCCUUCUGGGUUUAUUAAUUUAAGGAACAGGCUACAUAUAUUCAGCUUUUUGAAAUGACCAAAGCUAGUUAGGGUCUCCUUGAUGUAGCUAAGCUGCUUCAAUGAUGAUCUAGCUGUACAUUUGCACUCCAGUUUUGUUUUUCCUUAGAAAAGCAGUUUCUACCUCUCCGUGUGCCUGAAUGAAGAUGCAAUCUCUGUUUAUUUGGUAGUUGAACAAAUCUACUGAGUGGGUAAAGAUUAAAACCUGAACUACACUUUGACAUCACUUACUCAAACUUGAAUGUAAAUAUAUACAAUAUGUAUAUUUUUGAAAUAUUUACUUGCAGUCAACUCAAAUGACACUCAAUGUCAGACA